AACGUGAUUCUUCAUAAGGAAGCUCAUUGAUGACAAAAACCGUCAAGCAGAUGCAGAGCAGACAGUUAGAGUUCAAUUAAAUCUGAAAAACCGGAAUAGAGAGACCUGAGAGCAGAACGCGUGGUGUUGUGAUGAUCAGCUCAGGACCACUCUAACACACACACACACACACACACACACACACACACACACACACACACACACACACACACACACUACCAGUAUGUCGGCAGUGCGCUCAGCCUCCCUUCCUCCUGAGGACCCGAUCACGCCCCCACCCAUGACCACGCCUCCUCGCAAAGCCUCAGUCCGCCUGCAAGAGAGGCGGGGCUCCAACCUCUCACUCCUAUUGGAUGUGAGCAGCCUGGGGGCGGAGCCUGUGUGUUCUGUCUCCACCCCGAAGGAGGUGUGGCUCCAGCUGCUCCACACCUCCUCCCGACCUCUGACCCACACCAUGCUGCAGCAGGCCGCCGCCGACACAAACACCCUGAACGUAGAGUAUCAGAAGAUCCCUCCGAAUUUUGUGAACCCCGCAGAGCUGGAUGUUCCAGGUCACAUGAUCAAAGACAGAUACAAGACCAUCCUGCCCAACCCUGAGAGCCGGGUGGUCCUGAGGAGCCCAGAGGAAGAGGCGGGGCCAGACCGCUACAUCAACGCCAACUACAUCAGGGGUUACAGAGGAUCUCCAAGGGCCUUCAUCGCCACCCAGGGGCCAAUGCUGCACACUGUGGGGGAUUUCUGGGACAUGGUGUGGCAGGAGAGGAGCAGCAUCGUCGUCAUGGUGACAAGACUGAAGGAGAACAACGAGAAAUGUGAGCUGUACUGGCCACAGCCGAGGGAGAGGAGGAGGAGGGUGAAGGAGGAGGAGGAAGGAGAAGAGGGGCUGAGGGAGGAGGAGGAGGAAGGAGAGACGGGACGAUUCGGCAGAUUCCUCCUCAGAGUGACGGACAGUCGAGAGAAAAACGGGUUCACUGUCACUGACAUGGAGAUCCAGGUGGGCUCGGAGCGUCGUCCCAUCAGACACUACUGGUUCACCUCUUGGCCUGACCACCACAUCCCACAAUGCACCGCUCCCCUGCUGAGACUGGUAGAGGAGGUGGAGACGUACAGCAAGUCCCUCCUCCCGUUCGGCUCUCAGCCAAUCACAGGCCACGACCUCGGUCCCGGACCAAUCGUGGUCCACUGCAGUGCAGGUAUCGGGAGGACGGGCUGUUUCAUCGUCAGCAGCAUCAGCUGUCAGCAGCUCAGAGACGACGGACAGGUGGACAUCCUGGAGACGGUGUGUCAGCUCCGACUGGACAGAGGGGGGAUGAUCCAGACCAUUGAGCAGUACCAGUUCCUCUACUCCACACUGGCCCAGUACAGCUCCCAGUUACAACACAGCCAGGAGCAGAACCAGAACCCAGAGGACCAAGUCAGCAUCCAGCUACAGAACCUCCAGCUGGACAGCACACAGAAUGUGAAUCUGCAGAACCAAGCAGAGCAGGUUCACACCUAAAGAGAUCCAGGAGACCUCAGAACCAGCAGAAGACCCAACACCAGAGGACCCAAACAGGAAGUGAAAGACUUCAUGCACCUUCAGAGAAUCAGGAUCACACAGUUCAGUCCAGUUCAGAGCAAAGAGACCCUGAAUAACUCAGAGCAUCAUGUCCACACUGGACUGAAAGUCUCAGAAAACUGAACCAAGCAGAAAAAAAAACACAAAACGGAAAAUGUUAAGUAAAAUAAAAUGAGGAAUUUUCUUUGUGGGUACAUCUACUACAUUCAUUGAUAAGACACUGAUGGAGCAGAGGACCACAGCUGCAAAUAUGUGUUCCCCAUAGAAAUAGAAUCCGAGUAGACUUUGAACUUCUUUCUGGGGUCAUUUGACUUUGGCAAAAGAUGGAUGGCUGGCUAGUUAGGUAGCUAACGUUAGCUCGUCCUUCUCCUGAGUGCAGCUGCUGUUUGGCAAAUGUUCUGUAACCAGUGGAGAACAAAAACAUGGUUGAAUUAUGUAGCUAGCUAACUAGCCAGCUUACCACUAGUUAGCGAUUUAGCUUGCCAAUUCCACCAUGCUUUAAUGCUACAUUUGUAACACGAAAUGAGCCAAACAAAGUUGUCUCUUGUCUGUUGAUAGUUUUGUUUUUUCCUACGCUGUGAAGAGUAACGUCACUACUCCACUGCUACAGAAGUUAGCCCGCUAUGGUUCACGAUAAAUGGCCGCCACUCCGACCAAAAGUUCUUUGAGUUAAAAAAGAUUCAUCCCGCUUUCACCAGAUGCUGUAUGGAUGACAAGAAAAUUCAUUGAGCGGCUACACCAACUCUACUUUUGCUUUUUGCGUGUGUUUUUACAUCAUAUAGUCUGUAGUGACUUCAAUGUAAACACAUACACGUGCUAUAAUAUGCUACAUUCAGUGACGUAGAAUAAAAUGAGAGAAAGAUGGUGGUAUUUAUGGUGGACGGGUCGAACAAACACAUUCAACCAGGAGACCUGUGUUUGUAUAGCAAAGUGUUUUUGACUUAUUGUGAAGUUACGUGAUGUUUGUGAUGUGUUCGCUGUACUUUUGUAAAGUUGUUUACGCUUGAUUUAGUGAAUGUACUUUUUAAGACAAACAAUGACAUUUUUUCUAAUCCUAACAGUGUUUUACUUCUCUAAACUUAACUGUAGCCGCUUCACAUUAAAGACGUGACAAAAAAUGACACAAGAAAAGCCUAAAAUGUGUCAUCGUGACACGCUGAAUGUCUUUAAGAUGUUGUUCUAUUUAUAAGAGAUCAGGUUGGAAUAGUUUGAAUAGUUAGCAGUGAGUCAUCAUCUGAAGCAGCAGCUGAGCUUUAAUUAGACAAGAAAUUAUGUUUCGAGCUGCAACUAAGGAUUGUUUUUAUUAUUUGUCACUCUGAAGAUCAUUUUCUCGAUUGAUCGACCCUUUUAGAAAAUGUUGGAAAAUAAUAAAAAGA
Molecule: messenger RNA, 2934 nt
Organism: Anoplopoma fimbria (sablefish)
Lineage: Eukaryota; Metazoa; Chordata; Actinopteri; Perciformes; Anoplopomatidae
Product: tyrosine-protein phosphatase non-receptor type 7-like
Exons: 11
Coding region: 224-1498 (424 amino acids)
Biological process (GO): protein dephosphorylation
Molecular function (GO): protein tyrosine phosphatase activity
Source: RefSeq, a predicted model, not a curated record